Arvicola amphibius (Eurasian water vole) is the source of this 1242-nucleotide messenger RNA. It is a transcript of the gene Ss18l2, whose product is annotated as SS18 like 2. Gene Ontology annotation, molecular function: transcription coactivator activity. Lineage: Eukaryota; Metazoa; Chordata; Mammalia; Rodentia; Cricetidae. The record is from RefSeq and is a predicted model, not a curated record. Bases 93 to 326 code for a protein of 77 amino acids. Gene Ontology annotation, cellular component: nucleus. The transcript is spliced from 3 exons. Gene Ontology annotation, biological process: positive regulation of transcription by RNA polymerase II.
CCCUGCUGCGUCAGCUUCGCGUCAGUAGCACGCGACGUCAGUAGCUCGCGACGGUGCUGCUCCCGGCUCGGGAUUCCGAGCUUACUCGCAGCAUGUCGGUCAUCUUCGCCCCUGACUGGCUUCGCGGCAAGGCUAAGGUCAACCAGGAGACCAUCCAGCGGCUCCUGGAGGAGAAUGACCAGCUGAUCCGCUGUAUCGUGGAGUAUCAGAACAAGGGCCGAGCGAACGAGUGCGUCCAGUACCAGCAUGUGUUGCACAGAAAUCUCAUUUACCUAGCUACCAUCGCAGAUGCCAACACAAGCAGCCUCACGAAGGCAGUGGAGUAACUCCAGGACGCUGUUGCCAGGACCGACUGAAGGGGGACACAGCUUCUGUGAAAUAGAGACACAGUUGUCAGGGACUGAGCCGCUUAGCACACGGGCGAAAAGGCUGUGAUUCGUUUGGACUCUGAAGAAAGUUGCUACUAACUCUACUAUAUCUUAGUGUCAAUAUUUUAGUAAUAAAACAGAUCCCACAGUAGAACGGAACGGAGGUAAUGUGGCAACAGUGCCAUUGUCACGGUCAACAAAAUCAAUAGUGCUUCUUAAUUCUCUAGUAUCAAAUGAUAACCAGUCUUUCUCUGUCCCACCGGCCACCUCUCAAAUAACGACACAGAGACUUGUUAGUUAGGAAAGCUUGGUCUUGCUAGCUCUGUUAACUUAAAUUAAUAGAUUUCUAUUAAUCCUCGUUCUGUCACACGCUGCCCAUCCUGCUUCUUCCAUGUCCCCUGGCAUCUCUUGUACAUCUCAUCCCACUUCCUCCUCUGUGCCGGAAAAGUCCUGCUUCUUCCUUCUGCCCAGCUGUUAGCUGCUCAGCUCUUCAUGACUCCCUCAACAGUGACGUUCACUUCUCUUCAGUAUUCCAGAGUGUCUCUUUAUGAUAGAUCCCACAUCAGCCAAGGCUGUCUCACAGCCCUGUUUUCACAUUAUUUCAAAUCUACACUAUAAAAAAAUGCCCAAGUUUCUUUUCAGGGAGAGAGAAUGAAGCAAAAAUCCCUGCUUAAGCCUGAAUUACGCAUCAAAGAGAAUCAAGCAAAGGGUGCAUUUAGAGCUGAGAAGCAAAUAAUAAUAAUAAUAAUUUAAUAACCAACACUAGGCACAUCUGGGAGAUAGAGGCAAGAGGUCAAGGUCAGCCUAGGCCACAUGAGAUCCUGAAAAAGGGAAAAUGUAUUUGUUAGCAUAUAAAAAAUAGGUUUAACAAUGA